Penicillium bovifimosum is the source of this 4493-nucleotide messenger RNA. Its product is annotated as F0F1 ATP synthase subunit f. The transcript is spliced from 13 exons. Gene Ontology annotation, biological process: proton motive force-driven ATP synthesis. The record is from RefSeq and is a predicted model, not a curated record. NCBI's taxonomy places the organism in Eukaryota, Fungi, Ascomycota, Eurotiomycetes, Eurotiales, Aspergillaceae. The coding region runs from base 39 to 4493 and encodes 1484 amino acids.
CUUUGGUUCACUUGCGCUGCGAAUCAACCCUAGACAAGAUGAGCUACAUUGCCCGCCGAGGUCUCUCGACCUUGAUCCCCCCCAAGGUUGCCUCUCCUAACGCCAUCGGUGCCGCCCAAGAUGCCGCCCGUAUGGAGCGUGUUGUGACCUUCUACGCUGGUCUUCCCCGUGGCCCUGCCGCUGCUGCCAAGCCUACCGGCCUCAUCGGUCGCUACCAGGCCCGCUACUUCAGCGGCAAGAACGCUUCCGGUGCUCCCCUUGUCCACGCUAUUGCCGGUAUCCUGAUCCUGGGUUACAGCAUGGAGUACUACUUCCACCUGCUCACGAUUAGGGCGUUCGAGAGAUCAAGCAAGGUGAGCGACCCUCAGCUUCAACCCGAGUUGGCUCUUGAAUUCCGUAUCAUCCUCCCUAUCUUUGUAUCAUCAACCGUCCUUACGCAGAACCCUUCCCUCUUUACCCUUCUCCCUUUUCUGGGACCUCUUGGGCCGCGGAUAUCCCGAGACUUACGCGCCUACCGAUUCCGCGAUCAGUUCGCCGACCCUAUCCCUGGUUGUAAGCCUACCCGGGUACCUGGCAUGUUCGAUCUGCGUCCUGUUGCCUCCCCGGAUCUAUCUUCCCAGCGCCAGGGCACUUUGGCUUACAUGGUCGCGACUAUUGUUGGAACAGAAUCGAGAAUUGUUAUGGCAGAGCAGAGCAACCGCGAUGUGGUAGAUCAGACCCUGUCGGGCGGCGAGCCUUCGCCUUCCGACGUUCCUGCGAGCACCAACGACAAUAUAUCUGCUAGAGGGGACGCAGGGAAGACUGAACAUAUCGCAAUGACUACCGCUACUUCGAACAACUCAGACUUGAAGGAUAAGCAGGACCAUGAGGAGACGAAGACGCUUGGUUCACGGGGAGAAGGAACUGCUGGUGACAAUAAUACCCAAGGCUCAACGACGGAUACUUCUAAACCGGGCGUUGGAAUCGUUGCGACCAGAGUACUCGAACUCAACGGAGUGACCUCAGCAUCGGACGGCGGAGAUGACACUGCAUCGCAAGGUGGCUCGGAGUCGGAUGCCAGCCGAUCAGACAGCAAAUCCCAUGUGCGUAGUGGCUCGGUCAAGAAACCAGCUGCGUUCAAACCCGUCUCGUUUGCGAAGUUCUCGGUGAAUAAGGUGGCGGGAGUACAAGCACCACCAAAGGUGCCGGAGAAAGUGCCAUCCACGACUACGACGCCCCUUGGUACUCCACAACCAAGCUCCAGACCGCGCUUAGUCGCAAAGACUACACUCGGCAUGCGCGAUUCGUUUUCGAAGGGUGGAGCAGGCGCAGGCAAGCCUGGUGGUUCGGGGCCUGAUCCGAGUCAAGUCUGGAAUAAAAAUCGACCUGUUGCGCCCGCUCCGCAAAAGCACCUGACAGACGAAGAACUAAAGCAGCAGUAUGGAAUCCAUAUGACUUCUCGGAUUCAAGAAGAUGGCGCUGUCAGCUCGGAAGCAAAGUGGGCGGAUAUCGACGACGAUGAGGAUGACUGGGCGCCUGAGACGAUUGAGUGGACGGACGGAACCAAGGUCAACCUUACUCAACCGCAUAAUGACCCUCCACCGCCUCCCAGCCAUCGGGAGCCCAAAGAACUACCGCCUGUGGAGCCGAAGGCUACGAAGGAAGCUUCCAAACCUGCGCCCAAGCCGACUGCUUCAGUGGGACCCAACGCCGUUGUAUUCAAAGUUGGCCUAGGGGCUGAACGACAAGCAAGAACUGCGAGUGCUUCUUCUAAAGGUACAAAUGACAAAGUACCAUCCAGCUCCACAAGCCCGGCACCGCCAUCCAAGUCUCCUUGGGCUGCUUUACCUCCGGUCGAAAGAGUAUCCCCCGUCAGUGCCCCAGUGCAGCCUCAUCAACAGCGCAUGCCUGGGAGAUAUCACCCGAGGGAUGACGGCCACCAUGCGCCAAUGCCAAUGCCACCUAAGGAGAUUGCAGCGGAUGAUUUCAACCGCGCGUGGAAGGAGCCUCAGUCAGAUUUGCCUCGUGAGCUUUUCAAUCCUCGAUCCUCCCAGUACGAGCCGGUGGAAGAGACCAGAAGAGGGCCUUGGCGCCAUGAUCAGCACCAUCGAGCUCCUGCAGUCUUGCAGAGGCCCAACGAUCAUCCAACUGGACCGGCGGAACCAUCUGCUGCAUUCCAAACACAUAGGUCAAGCCACCAAGAAGGUACAGGCUGGGGCAAUCGUCGACGUGCAUCUUCCAAUGUGAGCGGAGGAAGCGGAGGAUUUGGCCGUAGGAUGUCGGUUGGCCGGUUUGACGCCGCUCCGAGAUAUAAUGACCAUCGACGAGGCUCUCAAGUGAAUGGUCUGGGUGAUCCAGCACUAACGGGCCACGAACAGCGCCAUGGAAAAGAUGAGAUGCCCCUGUCUGGGCCAAACGGCACUGUGCGUCCCGCUAUUGAUGUAGGCGCGCCUCCGCAGGAGACACAGGCAGCGGUUCCUCAAGUUGCGCAAGUACCUCAAGAGGACCCUGUUGCUUUGCAAGAGCGUAUCAUGAAGGAAAAGCGAUUAGAGGCUAGGCAGCGGCGGAUUGAACAAGAGGAGAAAGAGGAAGCAGCUAAGAAAGAGAGGAUUAGGCAACGACUCGCGGCAAUGGGACCUGCACCUGAAAAGAAAACUGAGAGUCGCAACAAUGCCCCCCCACAAUCUCAUCCUCAAACUCAUCCUCCUCCACCACCUCCCUCUCAACUUUCUCAACUACCCAAUCCUUCUAUCUCUUCACCUCCCAAACCACCUGUCCCAGAACUCACUGGUGCUCCCAAACAGUACGGUCUGAUGAAAGUUCAUCAUCCAGCUACUGUGAAGAAAUUCACGGACGUUGAUUCCAAACAUCCCAACAGACGCAUUUCUUCUCCUCCUUUUGACACCCACCCUGCCCCUCCACCUUCCUCCAACCUGAAGACUGCACCUCAUUCUCCCACCCAGAGCAAGUCAUCUGACGCAAAGUUGGAUGAGCAGCACGAUUCACAGUGGCAAGGCAAUCUGAACGUUUCCACUUCCCCGUGGUCUCAUCCGAACAUUGUGACGACUUCUCCAUCAGUCAAAAACCCGUGGAAGCCAUUUGGCCCAGAUCACACUCUUACACUCGGUAACGGUAUCUUUGACCAACCUCUUGGGAGUUUCCCCCCACGCGAAAACCCACUACGUACACUCGGGUUGGACGCCGCAACUAUGUCUGCUCCUAAGUUUCCCAAUUCUCAAGAGCCAGCUGGCUCUCUGCCAUCCCCCGAGGCACGUCAGCCCUCAUUUGGCGCCAUGAGGCCGAUUGGACGGCCCGGCCCCAUCGGACCGCCGGGCGUCGAUCGCAAGCGGGCUCUCGAAGCCUGGCAGAGCUUCCAUCAGAUCACAGCUGAGAAGGAAGCACAAGAUUCAAAGAAUUUCAUGGCCCAGUUUGCCGAGCGACACAAGCGUCCACCCGCCCCUGUCUCGUACGAGGAGACCUGGAAAAAGGUGGAGAGGAAUGAAGACGGCCGACGCGUUUUGAAGAAGGGUCACGAGAAGGUCGUUAACAACGACGAACAAAUCGCCGAGGCAAAGGCUAGACUCAACGCGAACCCGCUGACAAGUCUUGAUGCCCCUGGAGAGGGAUUGGUUCUUCCCAUCCGCCACCGAGCAGGUAAAGCGCCUGGCGGAGAAAGAGCGCAACAGCCCUUCCCCCCUCCCCCCGAGGAGGUCUUCAAGCACCCUGCUUACUCUGGGGAUGCCGACCACCCACUCGUGAACCUGCCCAAGACGAAGCCCAUUGUCAAGUUGCCUCCGAAGGCCCUCCCUGCUCCGCCGCCCGCCCCGGCGCCCGCCCCUACAUUUGCGUCGAUGGCGGCGGCCGCGCCCCGCAAUUCAGGACUUGUUCCUUCGACUAGCCAGUCAUGGCAGGAAAGGUUCAACACUCUGUUGAAGAGCCAGGGAACGGUCCAGAAGAAGGGUGCCUUGGCAGUGACAUCUGCGAGCAAGGAGCCUCUCUCUGUCCAGGCCGAUGCUGUCUCGGUCUCCUUCCCUAAUGGUAACGCACGUUCUCAGAAUGGUGGAGGCGAUCACGCCGCCCGACAAGUGACCGAACAGGAUGAAAUGUUUGAGGAUCGCGAACCUGGAUCUUUGCCCGCUGUCCGUGUGCCCGACAUGGCACCCCAGAACUCUUGGGAUGCCACCCGCCCGUCAGAACGAUCGCGUGGCCGAGCCCCAAAGCAGGUCCAAGCCCAAAGGAUCCCUAUGUUCGACGUCGGGCGCGAUGACCGUGACAGCAAUGGCAACACCUGUGUCACUGUCUCUCUGCCUGGGUCUGCCGAGCCAAAGACUGUCAUCCUCCCGCGGAAGACCGGCACCGGCCCGCCUCGAAACCGCAAUGCUGGAUACGGCAAUUCCAGACCUCGAAACAACACUCAUAACCAUGCCGCUGGACCCCAUGACGGAACGGGUAACAAGCCCCGUCAGCCUUGGCGUCGUAACCAGAAGAAGCCUGCCGAAACGUACGGUUGGUAG